Paraphaeosphaeria sporulosa is the source of this 1775-nucleotide messenger RNA. RefSeq lists its product as uncharacterized. The coding region runs from base 130 to 1446 and encodes 438 amino acids. The record is from RefSeq and is a predicted model, not a curated record. The transcript is spliced from 3 exons. Gene Ontology annotation, cellular component: GID complex; nucleus; cytoplasm. Gene Ontology annotation, biological process: proteasome-mediated ubiquitin-dependent protein catabolic process. Lineage: Eukaryota; Fungi; Ascomycota; Dothideomycetes; Pleosporales; Didymosphaeriaceae. Gene Ontology annotation, molecular function: protein binding; ubiquitin protein ligase activity.
CACCUCCAUGACCACAACGCACAACUCGCUCCACGGCCAUUGAUCAGCCCCGUUAUAACCCCGGUUUACCACCAGAGCCGGAUCCGGAUACCUCGCUCCCAUUCUGAAAGCAAACCAGUGUUGCCCGUCAUGGCGGAGCUUACCACAACCAAGCUCAACGCCGAGUCGCACCUGCUCCUGGACCAGCCCCUCCUCCGUAUGCCCCAUGAGCUGUCGCGGCGGAACCAAAAGAAUGCCCAGCGCUACGUCGAGAACAGCACCAAGGACGUCCUUUCGUCCCUGACCGCCGCCGCAAAGACAGCCUCCAAGACCCCGACGCCCGAUGCUGCCCUCAGCUCGCUCGACAGCAUAAUCUCAAAGAUGCAGGGCCUCAAGCGGAAACUUGAGCAUCUGCAUGACGAGGAGAUGCGCAUACACAAGUCCAACCGCGCGCGCUUGCGGCACCUGCAGGACUUGUAUGAGGUACAAAGCCUCGUCGAUGUCAAGUACGACGAAUGGAGCAGGACGCGCUUGUCACGGCUGCUGGUCGACUACUUGUUGAGGGAAGGCUACUCGGAGAGCGCGGCGCACCUGGCAGCGAGCCAGGGCAUCCAGGAGUUGGUCGACGUUGAUGCCUUUGUCGCCUGCCACAAGAUCGAGAAGAGCCUGAGGGAGGAGAGAAACACGAGUCUGGCGCUGAACUGGUGCAAGGAAAACAGCAAAGAGUUGAAGAAGCAGGGAAGCAUGUUGGAGUUUGAGCUUAGGUUGCAGCAAUACAUCGAGUUGGUGCGCCUGGGACACCAGGCGGGCGUGGGGGACGUAGACACAGACAUGGACGGCUUAAAUGGCGUCACACUUGACGGAACGUCCACCAGAGCCGGCGAGGAGAAGUUGGUCGAAGCCAGAGCGCACGCGAAGAAGUACCUGAGUGCGAGUGGGGAUUUUGCGCUUCUGGGAAAGGCCGCGGGCUUGUUGGCGUAUCGACCCUGGGACGACGUCAAACCUUACAGUGAGCUCUACUCUGACUCUCGCUGGACCUAUCUCGCCCAUCUGUUCCUGACAACCCACCACACGCUCUACUCUCUUCCGCCCAGACCUCUGCUCCACAUCGCGCUCUCAGCCGGUCUGUCCGCACUCAAAACGCCCGCUUGUCAUUCUGCCUACACAGCCCCCACUACCAUGCCACUCACCUCAUCCUCGCACUGCAUCACAUCCACGUCUGUGUGCCCCAUUUGCAGCACUGAGCUUAAUGAACUGGCGCGCAAUGUGCCAUAUGCUCACCAUAGCAAGAGUUUGGUGGAAAGUGAUCCGGUGGUACUUCCCAACGGCAGAGUGUACGGUAAGGAGCGAUUAAGAGUGUUUUGUAACAAAGUUGGGGUUGAGCCUGGGUGGGUAAGAGAUCCAGUAGAAGGUUUAGGUGGGAUGAAGUGGGGGGAGAAUGAGGUGAGGAAGGUGUUCAUUAUGUGAGCGAUACUGGCCAAGGGUCUUCAUGGGGCAGAACAGUGGGUGUUUAUGGGUCUUACUUGAGCAUAGCGAGAGGCGUCAUCAUACCUUUUCGGCACGGGAGCGACAGUAUUCAUUCAUUCCAACAGACACCGCGUGUAUUCCUGAUGUUAAUCCCUCAUCUGCUUCUUCUCUCUCAAUGUCUACGGCGCGCCUGCGUUGUUUGAGACUGCCAUGGCAGAUGCUGCGGCAGGUCAUUGUGAUUCAAUCCUCGGGCUUUGCGACAUCUCCCAGAUCGCUCGAAAGGUCAGCAUCGAUGGCUGAAGCACACCGUCUUUACGUAUCUCCAAGCU